AUGAUGUGCGGAUUAAUCGAUUUGAACACAGUGAACAAUGAAGCUGAAACGGAUUUUUUAUAUAAUUCACCAGAAUUGACGAUGAAGUCAUCGGAGACGGCGGCCUCUGUAAGUAUGGAGCUAUGGCACGCUUGCGCUGGGCCUUUGAUUUCGCUUCCUAAAAAGGGUACCGCCGUGGUGUACUUUCCUCAAGGCCACUUGGAGCUCCUUUCCGAGCAUCAAGCUGCGGCCUAUGAUUUACCUCCCCAUGUCUUCUGUCGCGUUGUAGACGUUAAACUCCGUGCCGAGGCAAAUAAUGAUGAGGUUUAUGCGCAGAUUUCUCUGGUUAUGGACAAUCAGAUUGAGAAGAAAUGA
Fraxinus pennsylvanica is the source of this 354-nucleotide messenger RNA. Lineage: Eukaryota; Viridiplantae; Streptophyta; Magnoliopsida; Lamiales; Oleaceae. The record is from the annotation of a GenBank genome assembly.